AUGGUUGUCCAUUUCUUCUCUCCCCUUACACAAACCUUAACCCUAAUAUUUCUCUCUCUUCCCUCUCUUAUCAACACUUCCCAAUUGGAUUACGACACUCUUAUUUUCAAGCAAUGCGACUCACUAGACACAAACAGUCUCCAAAAGACAACAACAACAAAAUAUCUAAGUUACUCGAAUCAGAAUCUCUUUCUUCGUGCCCAAGCCCUUUAUUCUCUUUUACGCAAACUCGAAUCUGAAUCCUCUCGGUCUAAGUUCUUUAAGACUCUGGUGGGUACCCAAGAAUACGCCGUCUCGGGAUGGUUCCAAUGCAGAGAAGAUUAUCCGAGUGAGAUCUGCCAUAGGUGUGUUAGUGAUCUUCGUGAGAUUUCGUCUAUAUUGUGUGGAAAUGCCACGUCAGCUCGUGUUUAUCUCCGUGGAUGUCAUUUGAUGUACGAAACCGAACUUGUUGAUACCCAUAAUGCUCCUCAUAAUCAUCAUAACCACAAGUUAUUGGAAACAUCGGAACACGGCCUUAUUCACAAGAUAUGCGACGAAGCUACGGCGGAGACGUUCACCGGAUUCGAGGAGAUGAGGACGGAGGCGCUCAUUGCAGCCGCAGGAGGAGUGGUUGACGGGCACGGAUUCUACGAGGAAAGCUACAAGCUCCUCCACGUUGUGGCUCAGUGCGAUGGCCACGUUGAAGCAUGCGACUGCGGAGAGUGCGUCGGUGCCGCCGCGGCUGCAGCGGCAGAAGAAUGCCGGUGGUCCAUCGCCGGUCAAAUAUACUUGGAAGGGUGCUACGUCGGGUAUACAUAUUACCCGCAUGAAAUCCCCGGUGAUUCAUACCACGAAGAAGGGACAAAAGCAAACACGGGGAAGUCGUUGGCGAUAGUUGUAGGAGGUGUAGCGGCUUUGGUCUUUGUUGCUAUUUUCUUCAUGUUCCUCAAGAGUUUGCGUAAAAAAGGAGAUGAUUGUUGA
Molecule: messenger RNA, 960 nt
Organism: Microthlaspi erraticum
Lineage: Eukaryota; Viridiplantae; Streptophyta; Magnoliopsida; Brassicales; Brassicaceae
Source: the annotation of a GenBank genome assembly